Malus domestica (apple) is the source of this 1772-nucleotide messenger RNA. Its product is annotated as malate dehydrogenase, chloroplastic-like. Gene Ontology annotation, biological process: tricarboxylic acid cycle. Lineage: Eukaryota; Viridiplantae; Streptophyta; Magnoliopsida; Rosales; Rosaceae. Gene Ontology annotation, cellular component: cytoplasm; mitochondrion. The record is from RefSeq and is a predicted model, not a curated record. Gene Ontology annotation, molecular function: L-malate dehydrogenase (NAD+) activity.
UCCGAGGCCCAUUGGCGGAGCUUCUCACGAACUCAAUAAGCCAAAACCCCCAAAAGGUCCAAAAACCCACUCUCUCUCCUCUUGUAUUCUCUCUCUAAAUCCCUCCUUUUGCCAUUUCGCGUCUCCGUGGCUCUCUGGUUGUUGGCGUUCAUCUUCCUCAAGAGCGUGAGAGAUGGCAGCAACAUCAGCAGCUGCCUUUUCCGUCGGAACUAAUUGUUCCCUCGGCCACAAAGCGGCGGCGUUUCAGCAGUCAAAGCCUUGUGCUUUGAGGUUCAACUCCCAAAACCCUCUCAAGAGCUCUUUCAAUGGGCUCAAGGCAACCCCAUCUUUCAAUUGUGAAACCGAGACCUCGUUCUCCGGCAAAGAAACUGCAUCGGCUCUUCGAGCUUCUUUCGCUCGAAAAGCCCACAAGGAAGCGCUGGUGGUUCAGUCUCAGUUCCAGCCCCAGGCCUCGUAUAAAGUAGCUGUUCUUGGAGCUGCCGGUGGGAUCGGUCAGCCAUUGGCUCUUCUGAUCAAGAUGUCGCCUUUGGUCUCCUCCCUGCAUCUUUACGAUAUUGCUAAUGUCAAGGGUGUUGCUGCUGACUUGAGUCACUGCAACACUCCUUCUGAAGUUCUUGAUUUCACCGGAGCUGCCGAGUUGCCCAAUUCCUUGAAAGGUGUGGAUGUGGUGGUCAUUCCUGCCGGUGUUCCAAGAAAGCCCGGUAUGACCCGCGAUGACCUCUUCAACAUCAAUGCCGGCAUUGUGAAGAACUUGAUCGAGGCUGUGGCAGAUAACUGCCCUGAUGCAUUCAUUCAUAUUAUCAGUAAUCCGGUGAACUCCACGGUGCCAAUUGCUGCCGAAGUUCUGAAGCAGAAGGGUGUUUAUAACCCAAAGAAGCUCUUUGGUGUUUCUACCUUGGAUGUUGUGAGGGCGAACACAUUUGUUGCUCAGAAGAAGAAUCUGAAACUGAUUGAUGUUGAUGUCCCAGUUGUCGGAGGACAUGCUGGGAUAACUAUUCUACCCCUGCUAUCCAGGACAAACCCCUCUGUUAGCCUCACUGACGAAGAAGUUGAGCAGCUAACUGUUAGGAUCCAAAAUGCUGGAACCGAGGUUGUAGAGGCAAAGGCAGGUGCUGGGUCCGCGACAUUGUCAAUGGCAUAUGCAGCAGCUCGAUUUGUUGAGUCAUCUCUGCGUGCACUGGACGGAGAUGGGGAUGUCUAUGAGUGCUCAUAUGUAGCGUCUGAUCUGACCGAGCUUCCAUUCUUUGCAUCAAGGGUUAAGCUUGGAAGGAAUGGAAUUGAAGCUUUCAUACCGUCUGACCUCCAAGGUUUGACAGAAUAUGAGCAAAAGGCGUUGGAAGCACUCAAGCCGGAACUGAAAGCCAGCAUUGAGAAGGGUAUUGCUUUUGCCAACAAGCAGACCGUGACUGCUUAGGUCGCUAUUAUCAGAAGCUUCUAUUACCUCAUUCUAAUGAAUGCUUUACAGAUAUUUUUUAGCAGAUUUAGCAAUGCAUCAGUACUUUCAGUUUUGUAGAAUGAAGUCGGUAUCCUUUCAGUGUUCUAUGUUGAAGCUAUUUUCGGAAGAAAUACAGAGUUGCUUCUAUUGUUGUAGAUUGAAGAAUAUAAGCCUUCUCUUGCGGGCGGAAACUUGUAGUGACAGUUUUGAUAUAACUUGGCUGGUCGAUCAUGAGUUUUUAGGAAUAUCAUGUAUUUCUAUCUUGCGUGUAUGCAAGGGCUAGCUUCUGAUGCGAAAAUAAAUUCGAAGAAAGUGAAUUCAUACUUUUCAAUUGCAA